CCGCUAGCAGAAAAUGAUCCGGAAAUUAUGGCCAUCAUUAGGAAGGAGAAAAUUAGGCAGAUGACUGGAUUAGAACUUAUUGCAUCUGAGAAUUUUACAAGUCGGGCUGUGAUGGAAGCACUGGGUAGCUGCCUGACUAAUAAAUAUUCAGAAGGAUAUCCUGGGGCCAGAUACUACGGAGGCAAUGAAUACAUUGAUAAAAUCGAACGACUCUGCCAAAAAAGAGCCCUUGAACUUUACGAUCUCGACCCUGAAAAAUGGGGCGUUAAUGUACAACCCUACUCUGGCAGUCCCGCUAAUUUUGCCGUUUUUACUGCCCUCCUAAAACCCCACGACCGAAUUAUGGGCCUUGACCUUCCGGACGGGGGCCAUUUAACCCACGGCUUCAUGACGGACGCUAGAAGAAUCUCCGCAACAUCAAUCUUUUUUGAGUCCAUGCCAUAUAAGUUAAACCCCAAGACGGGUUACAUAGAUUACGACAAACUGCAAGAGACAGCCCGCCUUUUCAGACCACGCCUCAUCAUAGCAGGAAUUUCCGCCUACUCAAGAUUGCUGCAAUAUGAUAGGUUCAGAGAGGUUAGCUGA
This is a messenger RNA of Helobdella robusta, 585 nucleotides long. RefSeq lists its product as hypothetical. NCBI's taxonomy places the organism in Eukaryota, Metazoa, Annelida, Clitellata, Rhynchobdellida, Glossiphoniidae. The annotation marks the transcript as partial. The record is from RefSeq and is a predicted model, not a curated record. The transcript is spliced from 5 exons. Gene Ontology annotation, cellular component: cytoplasm; nucleus; cytosol. Gene Ontology annotation, biological process: protein homotetramerization; tetrahydrofolate interconversion; folic acid metabolic process. Gene Ontology annotation, molecular function: glycine hydroxymethyltransferase activity; pyridoxal phosphate binding; serine binding.